AUUUGAUGUUUAUUCAUAUACCAGGAAAAGACUUGUUUGUCAGCGAACCUGAUCCAAGAUAUUUUGGUAAUCCAAAAAAUGAUGACCCAAAAGUUAAUUGGUUAAAGAGUAGAUUUCACUUUAGUUUUGCAGGUAUUAAUUGUAAAAAUAAAAAAGAAUACAAUGAUCCUUAAAAUUAAUAAUUUGGAGUAUUGAGAGUAAUGAAUGAUGAUUUAGUAUAACCAAAUAGAGGAUUUGGAGAACAUCCACAUUAAAAUAUGGAGAUUGUUAGCUACAUUGUAUAAGGAGAAUUAACUCAUGGAGAUUCAAAAGGAAAUAAAGAAUCACUUGGAAGAGGAUCAGCAUAAUAUAUGAGUGCAGGAUCAGGAGUUUAUCAUUCUGAAUUUAAUUUAUCAAAGAAAGAAGUAUGUCGAUUUAUUUAAAUUUGGAUAAAACCAAGACAAAUUAAUACAAAAGUUUAAUAUAAGAGUUAUCGUGGCUAAAAUGGUUAAGCAGAUAAUAAAUGGUUCCAUAUGGUUGGAGAUAUGUAAGAAAAUUCAUAAGCACCAGCUAAAAUAAACUAAGAUGCUAAUAUUUGGGUUAAUGAAUUUACUACAGAAUAAAGAUUUGAAGUAUAAUCUAUAUUAUAUAUUAUAAUAGAUAAAAGAAGGUAGAUAAGCUUAUCUUUUAUGCGUUGAAGGAUCUUUUGAAUUGAACAUUGAUUCAUGUUUACCUUUAUAAGAUGUCAAAAGUUAGUUAAUCAAUUAACAUGAUGGAGUAAAGAUAUUCAAAAGUAUCAUUCUCAAACCAAAAGGCAAAGCUCAUGUCUUAUUGAUUGAGAUGAAAAAGUGAUUAAUCAUCACUUAAAUGAUAUAUAAUAUAA
Molecule: messenger RNA, 862 nt
Organism: Paramecium sonneborni
Lineage: Eukaryota; Ciliophora; Oligohymenophorea; Peniculida; Parameciidae
Source: the annotation of a GenBank genome assembly